GCCCCGGAAGCGUGGCGCGGGAAGAAGCGGAAGGGCCGGUGUGAGGCCCAGGCACCAUGGGCCGCUCCCGCAGGACCGGCGCUCACCGGGCCCACUCCUUGGCCCGCCAGAUGAAGGGAAAAAGGCGGCGUCCCGACCUGGACGAGAUUCACCGGGAGCUUUGGACCCACGAAGCCCGGCCCGACCCCGAUCUGCCCGGCAGCGGCCAGCACUACUGCCUGGCCUGCGCGAGAUACUUUGUGGAUGCCAAGAGUCUAAAGAGUCACUUCAAAUCCAAGGAUCACAGGAAAAGGCUGAAGCAGCUCAGCGAAGAGCCCUACACCCAGGAGGAGGCAGAGCGGGCAGCGGGCAUGGGCUCCUAUGUGCCCCCACGCCGGGUCGAGGUGCCCGACCAGCAGAUGGAAGAGUCGUCCUGACUUUACCCAUCCCCUUCCCGGCGUGCCCGGCAGGACGAGGUUGGCUCUGCGCCCCGGCCGGCUCACGAAGAGACACUGAUUCCACGGGUGCCAGGCUUGGCCGGCUGGACCGUUCCCCCCGCGCCACCUGAAUAAAGGAGCCGGGCAGCCCCUGGUUUGCCCACCUCAUUCAUUCA
This is a messenger RNA of Tachyglossus aculeatus (Australian echidna), 592 nucleotides long. RefSeq names its product zinc finger protein 593 (gene ZNF593). The transcript is spliced from 3 exons. The record is from RefSeq and is a predicted model, not a curated record. Gene Ontology annotation, molecular function: zinc ion binding; nucleic acid binding. Bases 57 to 416 code for a protein of 119 amino acids. NCBI's taxonomy places the organism in Eukaryota, Metazoa, Chordata, Mammalia, Monotremata, Tachyglossidae.